AUGAAUCUCGUACGUCUAGCAAGAGAGAAGAAGAUCAAGAAGGGUUCAGGGACGGCCGGGGCCACUUACACUCGUCGUCGUUGUAAAGCGGAAUAUGAAGAUGCUUGGAACAAGACUUCAGAUGCGACUAAACUGGCAUCGUCUCAACUGAUCCUAUAUGGCCUCGACGGCGGCCACCACCAUCAUCACUGCCACGGUGGUGCUUCCGGAGGAGGAGGUGCAGGUGCUGGCGACCAUCACAGCCAUGGUAGUGCUUCAGGAGGUGGCGGAGGCAGCCACCAUCAACAUGGCCUUGUUAGUAGUUAUUACAGCGGUGACGGCGGCGGCGGCUAUCAUCAGAGCCACAGUAGUGAUCAUGGCGGGGGAUUCAGCCACCAUAGUCAUAGUUUUGAUAGUGGUGGUGGUGGUGCCGGAUUGUUAAAUUUGGUUUUGAGGUAUAAAUUUGCUAUUACUGAAGCAUCUAAGCAUGGAGAGAUCGAGAGUUCAAAAUUCUUGGAGGUGCAUGGUGGUGGUUUUGGGAAGGGCAGAUGA
This is a messenger RNA of Tripterygium wilfordii, 531 nucleotides long. RefSeq names its product RNA-binding protein cabeza-like. The record is from RefSeq and is a predicted model, not a curated record. NCBI's taxonomy places the organism in Eukaryota, Viridiplantae, Streptophyta, Magnoliopsida, Celastrales, Celastraceae. The transcript is spliced from 2 exons. Bases 1 to 531 code for a protein of 176 amino acids.